UAAGUGGCUUCCACACAUCUUUUGUUGUGACAGUAUAUUAAUUCUGUUAUCUGCCCCUCUCAAGUGUUGCAAACAUGGAGAAUCUCUUCCAGAUCCCAUACGACAUCGUUUUGAUUGUCGUCGCUCUUGUCUUCUCAAUUAUAUGGUACAUCAAACCCAAACGGCCGGCGAGAAGUCCGCCGUUGCCGCCGGGACCUCUCGGUCUGCCGAUCGUCGGAAAUCUCCCGUUCCUCAAACCGGAUCUCCACAUAUACUUUGAGGGUCUUGCCCGAAAACACGGCCCGGUUUUCAAACUCCGGCUCGGAGCCAAAUUCGUGGUCGUGGUCACAUCCCCGGAGGUGAUGAGUGAGAUUAUGAAGACCCAUGACGUUGCUUUCGCGAACCAUGAUGUCACCGCCACGGGACUCAUCGCCACAUACGGUGGUGCGGAUAUAGGAUGGAACCCAUACGGACCAGAGUGGCGCAUGCUGAGGAAAGUGUGCGUGAACAAGUUGCUGAGUAACGCCGUGUUGGAUUCCUACUAUGGCCUCCGCCGUCGGGAGAGCCGACAGACAAUCAGGUACUUGGCUGGUCGGGCUCGGACCGGGUCGUCGGUAGACCUCGGAGAGCAGAUAUUCGUGAUGUUGUUUAACGUCAUAACACAGAUGUUAUGGGGUGCUACGAUUGCCAGCGAGGAGAGAGAGAAAAUUGUAACCGAGUUCAAAGAGUUGACGUCCAGGAUCGUCCAUCUGAUAGGUCGGCCGAAUAUUUCGGAUUAUUUUCCCAUUUUAAGCCGAUUUGAUCUGCAAGGUUUGGCUAAACAGAUGCAUGGACUGUUCCUACAACUUGACCAACUCUUUGAUCGGAUAAUCGAUCAACGACGGGGAGUUAAGAACGGCAGCGAGGAUUUCUUGCAAUUCUUGUUGAAGUUGAAGGAUGAAGAUGAAACCACACCUUUGUCCAUCACCCAUGUGAAGGCCUUGCUCAUGGACAUGGUGCUCGGCGGUUCGGAGACAUCCUCGAGCACGAUGGAGUUUGCAAUGGCCGAACUUAUAACCAAACCUGAGUUGAUGAAAAGGGUUCAACGAGAACUAGACGGAGUUGUGGGUAAAGACAACAUCGUAGAAGAAUCUCACAUCGCCAAACUUCCUUACUUACUUGCCGUCAUGAAAGAAACCCUGAGGCUCCACCCGGUCGGUCCACUCCUAAUCCCUCGACGGCCGAGUGAAACCUCCAUCGUCGCCGGCUACACCAUCCCGAAAGAUUCAACGGUAUUUUUCAACAUGUGGGCAAUCCAAAGAGAUCCAAGUUUGUGGGAGAAUCCAUUGGAAUUCGAUCCUGAUAGAUUUCUUAGUAAGUUCUACGACUUCAGGGGAAGUGAUACGAGUUAUCUACCGUUCGGGUUUGGCCGAAGAACAUGUGCUGGGAUAGCCGUGGCAGAGAAGAUGAUAUUGUACAAUCUUGCAACGCUUUUGCAUACAUUUGAUUGGAAGGUUCCAGAAGGAAAACGAGUGGAGGUUGAAGAGCAGUAUGGGAUGGCGUUGAGGUUGAAGAAUCCAAUUGUGGCCAUACCCAUACCAAGAUUGUCGAAUCCAGAUCUUUAUCUAUAAAUGUGAAAUAUAUAAAAGUGUGCGAUUCUCUAAAUAAAAUUAUCUUCGUCUC
This is a messenger RNA of Tarenaya hassleriana, 1641 nucleotides long. RefSeq names its product cytochrome P450 93A3-like. Gene Ontology annotation, molecular function: monooxygenase activity; oxidoreductase activity, acting on paired donors, with incorporation or reduction of molecular oxygen; iron ion binding. The record is from RefSeq and is a predicted model, not a curated record. The transcript is spliced from 2 exons. The coding region runs from base 75 to 1589 and encodes 504 amino acids. Lineage: Eukaryota; Viridiplantae; Streptophyta; Magnoliopsida; Brassicales; Cleomaceae.